AUGGAGACUGUGAAUAUGAAAUUGCAGAUGAGAAUUCUCGAGACACAUUUAGAGACGAAAGAUCGCUUGAUUCGCAACCUCGAGGAGAUCAUCGACGAGCAAGAAACAAGGAUAUCGAAUAUGGAAGAGUUCAUUCAAGGACGUCGUGAUUCCUAUGUUGGCCAGUCGACGAUUCUCAAGGGGAUCUCAGUUUUAUCGUGGGAUUUCGGGCAAUUAUCGGAUGAAAAUCUGAAGCUCAAACAGGCGCUCGCUGUGGCACAAAGACAAAUUCGAAUGGGAACUUUGGUGGAAACGGACGAGGACUACGAGAGUGAUCUCACGAGUGAGGAUCGAUUUAGAGUCAGUCCAACUCCUCAAAAAUCGUACGAAGAAAAAGCGAAACAGCUCGUCGAUGGGCACAAUUUAAAAAAACUGAAACGGAUGGCAGAAGAGCUGAAAAAUGAGAAAGAUGAACUCAAACGGCUCGCUUUUGACACAAAAGAGGCGUUCUCGGUUUGUAUGGCUGAGGUAAAACUAAUGCUCGAGUCGAAAACGAUGGACUUUUUCCAAGUGUUGAUCGCUCGUUACAAGGCUGAGAUGGAAAAGCGGCGGCAGUUGCAUAAUCAACUCGUCGAAUUGAACGGCAACAUCCGCGUCUUUUACCGUAUUCGCCCGCAACUCGGCGACUGCAAAGAGACGCCAGCGCUUUCCAUUGAUUCAAUGGAUCAUGGGAUAGUCCAUUUGACGACAAACAUCGGCAAGAAGAGCAGCCAUUCGGUGGAUCGAAUCAUUCCCACACAUUUCACCCAACAACAGAUCUUCGACGAGAUUUCCCCGAUCAUCACCAGUUGCAUCGAUGGGUACAAUGUGUGCAUUUUUGCAUACGGACACACGGGAAGUGGGAAAACUUAUACAAUGGAGGGACCUUCAACAGAUCCUGGCAUAAAUCAACGUGCUCUUCAACAACUCUUCGAAACGGUUACAGAUCGAGAUGGGGACAUUGAUUACACGAUAAAUGUCUCAAUGAUCGAGAUCUAUAACGAGAAAUUGAAAGAUCUUCUCACUCCGUCAACCUCAACUUUAUGCAUUCGGCAGGGUGAAGAUGGUCGCACAUCGAUUCCCGGACUGACCGAACAAAAUGUCGACAGUCUCAAUGCUGUCACUGAAACGCUGAAUCGAGGGAAAAAGAAUAAAGCCAUUGCAGCCACUGAUGCGAAUAAGGAAUCGUCGAGGAGUCAUGUGAUAGUAAGGGUUACGGUAAUUGCUACAAAUCGCAUUACCAAUCGAGCUACUGUAGGUCGUUUAAAUUUGGUGGAUUUGGCCGGAUCAGAGCGUGUCUCUCAAACGAAUGCAACGGGUCAAUUGCUGAACGAGGCGAAAGCGAUCAACAAAUCCCUGUCCGAGCUUGGCAACGUCGUUCUGGCGUUACGCCAAAACAACAAGCAUGUGCCAUUCCGGAAUUGUCAAUUGACACGAUUUUUGGAGGAUAGCUUGAAUGGUGAGAGUAAAACCCUUGUCAUGGUCCACCUAUCACCCGACACUUCAGCGCUCACCGAAACGAUUUCCUCGAUGAAUUUUGCUGAAAAAAUCGGACAAGUGCAGACAAAGACAGCCGCCUUGCAACGAGGCACGCCGCAAAGGAGAAGCUCGCUAGUGCAAAAACCCAAAAGCGAUUCGAAUUCGGUUGGUUCACCGAAGAAA
Molecule: messenger RNA, 1680 nt
Organism: Mesorhabditis belari
Lineage: Eukaryota; Metazoa; Nematoda; Chromadorea; Rhabditida; Rhabditidae
Source: the annotation of a GenBank genome assembly